AUGUUGUCUACAUCAAAGAAUGAAAGAAAUCAGGAUAACUUUAAUUCUACAGAAACAAUACCUUUAUAUAGAAAAAAUGGCGCUUUAGAAAAUGACAAUGAUGUUAUCGAAGACGACGAUAUGCUAUUAUAUGGGGAAGUUAGUGAAUGGACUGAAAGAUUAUAUAUUAUCCGGAAAGCAUUUCCCGUUUUCUUGGCAUAUCUAUUGCAAAAUGCAAUACAACUUAUCAUAUCAUAUGGUGUUGCGACAGCACUUGAUACCCUUUGUUCCCAGGCUUAUACGUCUGGCAAGGUGCAAAUGGUGGGAAUAUAUCUACAACGAGCUAUUAUCAUAAAUUUAAUAGGAUUAAUUCCGAUCGCUUGUAUUUGGUGGGAAGCAGAGCAGAUUUUCGUUCUUAUUGGUCAAGACCCUAAAGUUUCCGCGCAAGCUGCUUUAUUUCUACGAUAUUUGUUGAUUGGUGCGCCUGCAUUCGUGAUGUUUGAAAAUUUGAAGAGAUAUUUGCAGGCUCAAGGUAUAAUGAAAGCUGGUACAUAUGUAUUAAUAAUUUGUUGUCCAAUUGAUAUAUGCCUAAAUUUCAUGUUAGUUUGGUACAAACCACUAUCUCUUGGGUUAAUUGGUGCACCUAUUGCCACAUCUACAAUUUAUUGGUUAAUGUUUUUAUUUCUUGUCAUUUAUACUAAAUUCAUUGACGGAUAUAAAGCUUGGGGUGGUUGGUCAUGUGCUGCAUUUUAUGGUUGGAAACAAUACUUCGUAUAUGCAGGUCCGGGUGUUUUAAUGGUUUGCGCGGAAUGGUGGGCGUUUGAAUUCGGUUCUCUUAUUUCCGGAUAUAUUAGUGAAAAUUCACUUGCAUCCCAAGGUAUACUAGUUACUUCUAUUAAUAUUCUUUAUCAAUUACCAUUUGGGGUUUCUAUAUCAGCAUCAAAUCGAAUUGGAAAUUUAUUGGGAGCUGGAUUAGCGGAAAGAGCAAAAAUGGCAACAAAACUUUCUAUGCAACUCGCUAUAAUAGUUGCUUUAUUUAAUACAUUUUUAUUAAUAAUUUUAAGGGAGUAUUGGGG
Scutellospora calospora is the source of this 1055-nucleotide messenger RNA. NCBI's taxonomy places the organism in Eukaryota, Fungi, Glomeromycota, Glomeromycetes, Diversisporales, Gigasporaceae. The record is from the annotation of a GenBank genome assembly.